UUUUCGGCUCAUAGUAAAAUUUGACAGUUCACUUUUUCGCGAGAGAAAAUCGCGUUUUUUUGGGAGCGCUGAGAAAAAGUUGGAAAAGUGCAGUCGUGAUGGAUUUUCAUUAGUUAGUUUCCACCACGACGGCAAGAAGAAGGAUCAAGCAAUAAGAAGUAAUCGUUGAUUGUUUAGAGGAAGUGAAGGAAUUCCUGGUGAAUGAGAGUUUUGCUCUUGGCCAGGAGUUUUGUUUGGUGGAUUUAGUCUUUGGUGCUUCCUGGGUGCUCUAAUCAUCUAAUACUCACAACACAGGAUGACCCUGUGGCGGAUAAAUGUGGCAGAGUGGUCUGCGGAUCAAGUUGUGGACUGGCUUAAAGGUUUGGAUAAUUCAAUGUAUCACUACGUGAAUUCGUUCACAAACAACGAGGUCGGUGGGCAGGAACUCCUCAGCAUCCGACCGUACAUCCUUGAACAGUUGGGAAUGUACUCAAUCAGCCACCAGGAGAUUGUCCUCGAGGCAGUGAAGCUUCUGAGGAAUUUUCACUACAAUCUUGACAAAGAAAAUCUCCAAUAUUUGGCACUUCAAGUGGCAACUCAGGCGUGGAGUCUGCACAAGCAGUUGACCUACUGCAAGGAUAAGAAUGUCAUUGAGACGAAUAUUUUGAAGGAAGUUACGAGUACGGUGGCAACGAUUAAGCCCCUAAUUGGAUGGCUCGAUCGUGCUCCGUUUAAGGGGCAACGGCAAUUCAAUGAGAUUCGUACGCAAAUGCUUCGGUUGGCCCUUGAGAUGGCCACUAGUGCGCAUCGUGAUCGUUUUGCCGAUGAACCGGUUAAUCAAAUUCAAACUAAUGCGGAGAAAUUGGCCAAAUUGGGGGAUUAUAUAAUUCAGGAUAUUUCGGAUCCGAUGCUGCUGCAACCGGCAAGCCUGCUCUUGGUCACGCUGAAAAAGAAAGAGUCCGAUUUGGGCUUCAAUCUCAUGCCUGACGUUCAUGGGGUUCACAAGAUAACAGACAUUCGCUACAACUCUCCGGCUCAUUUGUCGGGAAAGAUCGAGGAAGGGGAUGAAAUUGUUCAGAUAAAUUAUCAAACAGUCGUUGGGUGGCAGCACAAGAAGGUUCUUCUGCAGCUGCACGAAUCAAAGCCCGAUGUUCUGCUGACGCUGAAGAAGCGCCCCAAACAUAUGAAGAUCUAUGGGCAGAUCUACAUGAAGCCUUAUCGUUUGCCGAGUAAAAAGCGAGCUAUGCACUACAGAUGGGGCGAAACACUGCCAAGUCCAAGGGCAGAACUGCUCUCAAUUAAUGAUCUUCUCCUGCCACUUUCGCGUCCACUUGAGAAGCACGCGAGUGACUCGGAGUCCGAUAGCAAUGGCAGUGAUAUCCUUACGCCAACUGAACCAAAGGCACCCAAUACGGAUUUGCCGUUGUUCCUGCAGAAACCACGUCCGGUGUUGCAGCGAAGGAACACCAUUUGUGGAGAUCAGACGUCGAGCUUCAAGAAUUUGGGCAAUGUUGUCUUCUGGCAGGAACGAAAGGAUAAAUCAGUUUCAUUCGGGCAUGGCUUGGAGAUUGCUCCACGUCCCAAUACCUUCAUGGGGCUCAAGGGAUCACUUCCGGAGAUUAUGUCAGACAUGUGUGGGGCUGAGGAGAGGGUGGAGAGGAAGGAGAAUGAGAAGCAGGAGGCAGAUGAUGAUGGUGCUAGACGGAGUGGGGUGAGCAAAGUUGUGCGAUUUGAUGCGGAUUUAGAGGAGUUUGACUCGGAAAAUAAUUGCACCUUCAAUGUAGACAACACUGUGAUUGAAACUUUCGAACCUAUCCCAUAUGCCGAUGAUGAUGUUGCGGCAUCCAUUGAUGGAAGUAAUGUUGAACACAGUCAUGUGGCUGCUACGAAAAUGACACCAGAAUUGGGGGUUGUUCAGGCCAUUAAUACAGCCUUAAUUGCCAGCAAGGAAGCUUCGAUUAGGAAGCAAGCCCGUGCGUGUACUUCCACCGUAAGCACGGCGAGUAGUUCAAGCGAUGAUGACGACGUUCCGCCGGCAAUUGAACCGAGAAAGGAGCAAACAACCCCACCAGCUCCACCACCACGUCCCAAGAAGAACAUCGAAGCUUCGGGGGGGUUUAUAAGGCCAAAAAGUGCGGGAAUAGCAACAACGGGGGAGGAUAACAAGUCCAAAGUGGCAACAGUGGUGGAUUUGAAGUCAAGGGAGGCGUGUCAGAAUGUUGCAGAGGGAGUGAAUCAGCACAACAGAUCGUCCGAGAGUUGGGCCCAACCUGCGCAACCGGCAAAAUUGCCAACGAUGAAGCACUUCCGUGAGGAACCUUUUGAGGCGUUGGAGCUCUUUACGCCACCCAAGACAACAAAGGGGUUAACGUUGAAGAAGAAAAAUUCAAUUUUAGCCAAAAGGCGAAAGGUUACGCUGAAAUGUCUCACUGUGAGUGAUAUUCAGGGGCAUCUGUACAGGCGGACAAAGGAUAAAAGUGGUGCUGCGUACUGGGCUAAAGGGUACUUUGUCCUCGUCGACACAGCCCUGUAUGGGUUUAAGGGGAAGGAUGCUCCAAAGGCAAAUUGUCUCAUCUUCCUCUCCGGCUACACGGUGUCCCUGGCAAAUGAGGUGCAUUCAAAAGCAAAUGCCUUUAAGGUGUAUCACACAUCAAAGACCUUCUAUUUUGCCGCUGAGACCCCAGAGGCGUUGAGUCAGUGGAUGGAAUUCAUCCGGAAUGCCACACUAAAGGGUAAUCCAUCCAUUGGACUUAGCACCGAAGUGGAUCUCAAGGAGAUCUUUACGGAAACGGAGAGUUCGGAUGAUGAUUCGGAUCUCAUGACACGUGGAAAUUUCUCCUAUGGCAGUUCACUGAAUGUGCUCAGUACGAGCCUUUCGAAGGUUAAUCAGCAAGAGAGUGAGGCAACAACGCCCGUUGCAACGACAAAGCAGGAAAAGUAUCAUCUGGGAUUUGGUUCACUUAAAAAGUUCACCAAGUCUAAUUUGCCAUUUAGCAAGAGUGCUGAGAAGAAGGCCUCAAUGGAUAUUCCAACACCAACGGCGCAAUUUCGAAGCUACCGGAAGGUGGUGAAUCAGGAUGUAAGGCCACCGGCGACUCCUGUGUUAAUUCCAUCGGUUUCAGUUGAUACAAUUCCCGCUGAAACAUUUGCAACACCCCCACAGGCUAAGGCACCACCACCACCCGCUGAGAAAUCCGGUGGAUUGUGCCCGAAUGCCGAGGAAUCCGUGACGACGAUGAUGACGAAGAAAUCCCGAAGACCGGCACCUCUGAACUACAUUCACGCAUCAAAUCCCAAUCUUGUGGAUUUUGACUUUCACACAUCCAAGACAAUUGAUUUUGCCGUCCCAAAGAUAAAUAAUACGUGGGAGGGGCAGCAUAGUUUGCAGGGGUUCAUGACAUUGAAGGAUUUGAUGUUGCAGAAGCAAGCAGAGGAUGCCAAGGAGGUCUACAAUAAUCGCGUAUUCUUGGGCAUGGAGAAGAAGGAUGAACGUGGUGUGAGGAAGAAGAUUCGCAAGAAUAGUCGAGAUGUCGAUGUGGGCAUGGGAAAGGUUCACCCUGAGAAUCCUAAAAUUGAUAAAAUUCAGAGUCGUAGCCUCCCAAAGACUCCGGACUAUGCUCAGAGUUUCAAACCCGAUGAUGUGGAUAUAAUAAUGACGAGAAGCAAGGAAGGACUCAAAUUGCGAGAUUUUGGCUAUGAAUUCAUCUCUGGGGAUGAUCCACAGGAUGCUGCGGCGAAACAGAAGGCGGAAGCAGAGAAAACCUGGCCAAAGAGGUCAGAUAAAGUUUCCCCGACUGUUACAAGUUGGUCAAAGAAGAAGGGAAAUUGGAUAACAACGGAGAAGAAGGUUGAGGAGGAGAAGAAUAGCCGUGGGAGUUUCAAGAAGUUCAAACCCGGGAAAUUCGACAAUAUUCUCACAACAAGUGACAAAAUGUUCUCCUUCAAGCACAUUGAGAAGGAUGCACCGAAGACACCACUAAAGCCCCUGGAGAAGUAUGCAAUUCUCAAGCCUGUCUCUUCCUAUGCUCCCGUAACAAUUCCCCAUGGGAAGAAAACUAAUUUGCAAAUUAGCACAGCUUCCCCAGCGGAUUCACGAAAGAGCGCACAUGUGCUGAAGAAUGAUCUGAAGGAGAAUUUAAGUCACUCCCUGAGUGAUGCUGGGGCGAGGAAGGCAAGCGUGGAAAGGAGUGCAUCGUACUUCACGAAACUCUCCUUCUCAAAUACAAAAGUUCCAAAGGAGAAGAAACUCUUGGGUUCCCCGAGGCUCCAUCGGGCUCUGUUUGGUCGUCAAAAUUCCACAGAUACCAACAUUUUUGAGACAAUCAACCUCCCAUCAUCGGCCACAUCGGAGGGUAGCAAUAGAAAUUCCCCCGUAGAACCACCUGUUCUCUUCCCGCGGAAUCCCAUCGUGAUGGCACCGCCAAGCUCCUCGGGGCAGCAGAGUGCAGCCACAUCACCGGACUACCCGCAUCUGGAGUAUCCACCGGUUUUUGAACCCGAAACAUACUCACUAAGCGAUCCCAGCACGAGUCUCACGUUGCUGAGGCGCCGCAAUAAGAAGAAUAAGUAAAUGGAUCAUGUGCUUCUUCCUCAAUGUCUUAUGAGACACGGUAAUUGUUGUCUUCUUUGUGUCUUGUAGAAUGCCUUUUAGUGCAUUACAUACUGUAGGUAGUAACUAUAUUACUCAAUAUUCUAAUAAAUUGAGGAUGUUUAUUCUGAA
Lutzomyia longipalpis is the source of this 4699-nucleotide messenger RNA. RefSeq lists its product as uncharacterized. Gene Ontology annotation, molecular function: protein binding. The transcript is spliced from 5 exons. NCBI's taxonomy places the organism in Eukaryota, Metazoa, Arthropoda, Insecta, Diptera, Psychodidae. The coding region runs from base 296 to 4549 and encodes 1417 amino acids. The record is from RefSeq and is a predicted model, not a curated record.